Sphenostylis stenocarpa is the source of this 1476-nucleotide messenger RNA. Lineage: Eukaryota; Viridiplantae; Streptophyta; Magnoliopsida; Fabales; Fabaceae. The record is from the annotation of a GenBank genome assembly.
AUGUCUGCUACCUGUGGUUUCUUCUUCUUCUCCUUCACCCUUUUGUUUUCUUUCUUCUCCUUCCUCAUCUUCGUCACCAGGAUGAAGCCCUGGUGUAAUUGUGAUAUCUGCAAGAGUUACUUGACCGUCGCCUGGGCCACCAAGUUCGCCAACCUCUGCGACUGGUACGCCCAUCUUCUCCGAAAAUCACCAUCGGGCACCAUCCACGUCCAUGUCUUGGGGAACACCAUAACUUCCAACCCCGACAACGUUGAGUACAUUCUCAAGACAAAUUUCCAAAACUACCCCAAAGGGAAACCCUUCUCCGCCAUCCUCGGCGACCUUCUGGGCCAAGGGAUUUUCAACGUCGACGGCGAUUCCUGGCGGUUUCAACGCAAAAUGGCGAGUCUUGAACUCGGAAGCGUCGCGAUUCGCUCCUACGCGAUGGACUUGGUCAACGAGGAGAUCCACGCGCGGUUAAUCCCUCUUGCAGCCUCAACCGCGCGUGGCGAAUUCAACGCAAACCGCGUCUUGGAUUUACAAGACAUACUAAGAAGAUUCUCGUUCGACAACAUCUGCAAAUUCUCGUUCGGUCUCGACCCGGGUUGUCUCCUUCCCACUCUUCCCGUUUCGGACAUCGCCGUCGCGUUUGACCUUGCCUCCAAACUCUCAGCGGAACGCGCCAUGGCCUCGUCGCCGUUCAUUUGGAAAGCGAAGCGACUUUUUCGCACCGGUUCGGAGAAAAAGCUGAAAGAAGCGAUCAAGGUCGUCCACGACGUCGCAGACAAUAUGAUAAAGCAACGGAGGGAAAUGGGGUUCAACUCGCACCGCGACCUUCUUUCGCGGUUCAUGGGAUGCGUGGACGACGACGCUUACUUAAGAGAUAUCGUGGUGAGUUUUCUUUUGGCGGGUCGCGACACGAUCGCGUCCGGGUUAACGGGCUUUUUUUGGCUGCUGUCGAGAAGCCCGGAAGUUGAGGCGCGUAUCCGGGAGGAGGUAGGCCGGGUGGUAGGCCCCGGCCUGGAGUUCCCAACGUUUGAGCAGAUUCGCCAUAUGCAUUACCUGAACGCCGCCGUUCACGAGAGCAUGAGGCUGUUUCCGCCCAUUCAGUUCGAUUCGAAGUUCGCCACGGAGGAUGACGUGUUGCCAGAUGGUACUUUUGUACGGAAGGGGAGUCGGGUCACUUAUCACCCUUACGCCAUGGGCCGGAUGGAGAACAUUUGGGGGCCCGAUUGUCUCCAAUUCAGGCCCGAAAGGUGGUUGCGUGAUGGGGUGUUCGUGCCACCGUGUCCUUUUAAGUACCCCGUUUUUCAGGCUGGUCUAAGGGUGUGUUUGGGGAAGGAUUUGGCUUUGAUGGAGAUGAAAUCCGUUGUAAUCUCGUUGGUUCGGCGGUUUGACAUUCGGGUCGUUGAACCGGAUCUGGACCUCCGAUUCGCGCCCGGUCUAACUGCCAGUGUAAGAGGCGGGUUACCGGUUCGGGUUUCCGAAAGGAAAUAA